Messenger RNA from Fonsecaea monophora, 1665 nucleotides. RefSeq names its product E3 ubiquitin-protein ligase synoviolin. The coding region runs from base 1 to 1665 and encodes 554 amino acids. Lineage: Eukaryota; Fungi; Ascomycota; Eurotiomycetes; Chaetothyriales; Herpotrichiellaceae. The record is from RefSeq and is a predicted model, not a curated record. The transcript has a single exon.
AUGACAGCAUUAUGUCCAGCAAUCCACCGUGUCGGCGAGGCCACGAAAGGGUAUUUCGACCAAGAGAAAAGAAUUCAAGACGAAGUAUGGCACGAUACCAGAUGGCCGCGCGUUCGUCUCGGAACCAAUGAAAUACUCAGCGUCAGCAUGGCCAAGAGGAUCGUCUUCUUAUUAAUAAAUGGACACUCGUACGACUGCAUUUCGUGCCACAUGACGGAAGAGUUUGGCCGGGAAAUUGACAGAGAGAGCGUUGAAGCUCUUCUCAAGAAAAAUUUCGAUGUUACCGACGAGCCCCUCCCUAGUGGCGAGACUUGCAUUCCGGCGACAUCACAAGACCCCCGUCAUGGGUAUGUCUCUGGACACAUGAUCCCGUCUGGGAUCUACUCUGAAAUUGUCCGUAAUCAUGCUUGGGGCUCAGCGAGUCUCGCAAACUACGUCAGAAGGCGCUGGGGUCUCGAACUAGACGAGGAGGUCAUUGAGGCAGCACAUGACUACUGGGUGGCUGAACAAGAGAUCAGAGGAUUGAACAACAGUCAACAAAGCAAUCAACCAGCGGGUGAAUCCCGCUCAUCUGUUGGAACUACUGUACACGCCGGUUCCCCCACAUUCCAGGGCAAAGCUGAGCACGACGUCAGCGUCAAAUGCUUCAGCUGGUCUAAUGUGAUGGACUAUUUGUUUACAGACUUGUCCAAGGUUGAUGUCUAUCCCGAAGGGCCGUCCGAACCAGUCAGGUUUCGGCCACGCCUCCAGAUCAUGAGACGAUUCAUGCAUUUCCGGCUCCUGGACCAAGAGGCUCGUCCACUCAUUCGCCGGUAUUCCUUCGAGGACUUCACCUAUCGAGAAUUCCUUGACCCUUUUCCCCAAGUAUACCCAUUAGCUAAGCUGAUCGGGGCAUUCUACCAAGAGAUGCAUAUUAGUGGGUGCGUGACAUCAAGAAAUGCCCUAUGGGACUUUCCAGAACAAGACAGUGUCCCUGGAUGGUGCUUCGUGCUCAAUCACAUGAGAUUGAGUAGAGGUGCGCCAGAAGCAUUGACAACCCUGGCAGAUGAAUUUUUCGCAGCAGCAUUCCACGAACUACUGCUGAGCAAGUGCGCUACUGUCGUGAAGGUUUUAGACAGGCGCAGGCCUCGUCUCCUCGCAUCAGUGCAGAGUUUCGAGGACCUGGAGAACUUGUUUACUGAGAUCCGCAAUGAAAGACUCGCCAGUCUGCCAAUCAGGCUGGAAGAUUUCGAAUGGCACAGCAAGCGGCUUCGGAUUUAUGCCCCUAACGACGACGGCGACUUUCACCCCCCCACGACUCAGUGGACAUCGGAUGCACACGAUAUACUUCCACACCCUUUCACCCCGAAUGACAAAUACCAACAAACUCUUGGAAAAAGUAAAGCUUUGGUCUACGGCCUUCUUGAUUCGGCUGACACGGACUUCACUGCCAGUAAGCAGUUUUUGGAGGGGCAUGUCGUUGAGAUGAAUGUACUCAUUCAAGAAGGCUCACCAGAGAAAGCAGAUAUGCAGACUAUACUUGGACGAAUCCGCGGCUUGAAUAGUGCCCAGGAAGGUCUCGAGAUUUCGGCGCAAUGGUGGGCCGCCGUCGUGACAAACCUUGCUCUGGCAAAAUUGGAUCAGCCCAGGCGGUCUACUCUGUGGUUAGCCAUGUCCAGUGAAUGA